UACUUCCAUUUCAUUACUGGCGCCUGGAGAGCAAAUAACAACGGAAGACUUCAUCGAGCCCCUCGCACCGCUCACAAAAAGAAUAUUACAGAAAAAAAAAAAAACAAAAAUUGGUAAAGAUAAUGAAUGCUGCAGUGUCUUUUAUAGGAGGAACCAACGGCAACAAGAAAGGCUUGUCGGCAAUUCUAGCAGCUAAUCCAGGAGACCUUAAGCUCCGAGCAUCGCUUUCAGACACCAAUUUUUCCGAUGGCUCCACAUUGAACUUUGAUGACUUGUUCCUGUCAGUUGAGAAGCCUGGUUCUUUCAUCAUCGACUUUGACAUCCCCGAAAAGGAUGUUCAGUUUCAGUUCAUGAACACUUUUAAGUUGGAGGGAAAACAGAUAAAUUGGAGUUACACACACAUGAGGAACGACCAUCGGACAGUAUUGGAUGGGACCUUGGUGUUUGAUACAGCCAACAAGUUAUCUGCAAGGCAUGAGCUCGGGUCUUUUAAUUGCAAAUUGAAGUACAGUUAUGUGCAUAGAGGGUUGACAACGUUUGAGCCUUGCUAUGAUUUGGAAAAGAAAUCUUGGGACUUAGCAGUGUCAAGGAGAAUUCUCGGUGGUGAUUUAAUUAAAGCUAACUAUGAGACAUUGAGUCAGGUUUUGGGUGUGGAGUGGUCGUGUAGCUCAUUAGUCAAUGAAGAUGGAAGAGUUAAGGUAACUUUUCAAAAAUUGACAACAUUGUUGAUUUCACUCCGGUCAAAAGAAAAAUGGUUUCUUUUCCUUCAUUAAAUUGUUUCAGCAUCUUUCAAUCUGGCUGAGGGCUUCCACACGCCAAAACUAAGUGUUCAGAGUAUGUGGAACUUUCAGGCAUAGUCUCUCUGUAAUCGGUAAAACAGGUUAGUUUAUAUGCAGUAUGCUUUAAGCUAAAACUGGGCAGCCCUAGAAGUGUUGUUUGCUGGUCUCCAGCUUCUCAUAUUUGAACUAUGGUGUGAAUAUCGAAUAUGGAUUUGCGCCCAACAUGGAUAUAUUCAGUCUUCUAAAGUUUUUUUCCUUUUCUUUUUUCUACUAUUGUAUUUAGUGGGUUCUUGGAGGAUCAUAUUGUUACAUCCAUGUUUAGAGAAGAGUUGGAUAGUGGAAACAGGUGUUGGUAGUAGAAUUUAUAGAAAAAUGAAGAGUCAGAGAAAUAUACCUAACCAAGGUGGUUUUUCAUCCCAUAUGUACAUGUUCUCAAUCUAAUGCAAUCCUAAAAUUGAUGGAA
Messenger RNA from Gossypium raimondii (Peruvian cotton), 1242 nucleotides. RefSeq names its product outer envelope pore protein 24A, chloroplastic. The transcript has 4 exons. NCBI's taxonomy places the organism in Eukaryota, Viridiplantae, Streptophyta, Magnoliopsida, Malvales, Malvaceae. The record is from RefSeq and is a predicted model, not a curated record. Bases 123 to 773 code for a protein of 216 amino acids. Gene Ontology annotation, biological process: regulation of monoatomic ion transmembrane transport. Gene Ontology annotation, molecular function: voltage-gated monoatomic cation channel activity.